Messenger RNA from Salvelinus fontinalis (brook trout), 3200 nucleotides. It is a transcript of the gene prep, whose product is annotated as prolyl endopeptidase. Lineage: Eukaryota; Metazoa; Chordata; Actinopteri; Salmoniformes; Salmonidae. Gene Ontology annotation, molecular function: serine-type endopeptidase activity; oligopeptidase activity. Gene Ontology annotation, biological process: proteolysis. Gene Ontology annotation, cellular component: cytosol. The record is from RefSeq and is a predicted model, not a curated record.
GCUUCAACAUUCAAGUUGAUGUUUGUUCGGAUCCAGAAAGUCAUAACAAAACCAGUCAUUCAUUCUUUUACACAACUUUUCUUAUUACGGAAUCCCGAACAGUCACUUCUAAAAUGUCUUUCCAGUACCCACAUGCUUACCGCGAUGAGGCAGUUGCAGAUGACUACCAUGGCAACAAUAUUCCUGACCCGUACAGUUGGCUGGAGGACCCAGACAGUGAGAAGACGCAGGCUUUUGUCAAUGCUCAGAACCAGCUGACGCUGCCCUACCUGGAGCGCUGUGAGGUGCGGGACCUGUUCAAGGAGCGCAUGACGGAGCUCUACGACUACCCCAAAUACAGCUGCCCCUUCAAGAGGGGGAGCAGGUAUUUCCAUUUCUACAACACGGGCCUCCAGAACCAGAGUGUAAUGUAUGUUCAGGAGAGUCUAGAGGCAGAGCCCACGGUCUUCCUGGACCCAAACACUUUCUCUGAAGACGGGACUGUCGCUUUACGAGGUUAUGCAUUCUCAGAGGACGGCGAGUACCUGGCAUACGGCACCAGCGCCAGCGGCUCUGAUUGGGUGGAGAUGCGCUUCCUGCGGGUGGAGGGGGCCGUGGCCCUACAUGACCGGCUGGAGAGGGUCAAGUUCAGCUGCAUGUCCUGGACCCAUGACGGCAAGGGCCUCUUCUACAACUCCUACCCCAAGCAGGAGGGCAAAAGUGACGGGACUGAGACGUCCACGAACCUGCACCAGAAGCUCUACUUCCACGUGUUGGGGACCCCCCAGUCUCAGGACUGCCUGUGUGCAGAGUUCCCCGACCACCCUAAGUGGAUGAGUGGGGUCGAGGUGUCAGAUGACGGGCGCUACGUACUGCUGUCCAUCAGGGAGGGCUGUGACCCGGUCAACCGGCUGUGGUACUGUGACCUUCAAACCACUCCUCAGGGUAUCACAGGCCUGUUGCCGUGGGUGAAGCUGAUAGACAACUUUGAUGCGGAGUACGAGUAUGUGACCAACGAGGGCACGGUGUUCACCUUCAAGACCAACCUGUUGGCCCCGCGUUACCGUCUCAUCAACAUCGAUUUCGCCCAGCCCGCCCAGGCCAACUGGAAGGAGCUCAUCCCCCAGCAUGACAAGGACGUCAUCGUGUUUGCCACCUGUACCUACAACAACCUCCUUGUGUGUUUCCUGCACGACGUGAAGAACGUGCUGAAGAUGUACCGUCUGAGCUCGGGGGAGGAGCUCAGGACCUUCUCUCUGGACGUGGGCUCUGUGGUGGGCUUCACCGGACGCAAGAGAGACUCUGAGAUCUUCUACUACUUCACCUCCUUCCUGUCGCCAGCCAUCAUCUACCACUGUGACCUGACCAAGGAGCCCCUGCAGCCCCACGUGUUCCGCGAGGUCACCGUCAAAGGCUUUGACCCCUCCGACUACCAAACCACUCAGGUAUUCUACCCUAGUAAGGACGGCACAGAGAUCCCCAUGUUCAUCGUCCAUAAGAAGGGCCUGAAGCUAGACGGCUCUCACCCUGCCUUCCUCUACGGCUACGGAGGGUUCAACAUCUCAAUCACUCCCAGCUACAGUGUAUCACGGCUGAUCUUUGUCCGACACAUGGGAGGAGUCCUGGCUGUGGCCAACAUCAGAGGAGGGGGGGAGUACGGAGAGACCUGGCACAAAGCGGGUAUGCUGGCCAAAAAGCAAAACUGCUUCACAGACUUCCAGUGUGCAGCAGAGUACCUCAUCAAGGAGGGCUACUCGUCCCCCUCCAAACUCACCAUCAACGGAGGGUCCAACGGGGGCCUGCUCGUAGCGGCGUGUGUGAACCAGCGGCCAGAGCUGUUUGGCUGUGCCGUGGCCCAGGUGGGCGUCAUGGACAUGCUCAAGUUCCACAAGUUCACCAUCGGCCACGCCUGGACCACUGACUUCGGCUGCUGUGAGGUCAAGGAGCAGUUUGACUGGCUCAUCAAGUACUCCCCGCUCCACAACAUACGCGUGCCCGAGUGCGAGGGCGUCCAGUACCCUGCUGUCCUCCUCCUCACGGGUGACCACGAUGACCGCGUGGUCCCCCUACACUCCCUGAAGUACAUCGCCACGCUGCAGCACGUGGUGGGCCGCUGGUCGGGUCAGAGCAAUCCACUGUUCAUCCACGUGGACACAAAGUCGGGCCACGGCGCCGGAAAGCCCACCAGCAAGGUCAUCCAGGAGGUGGCCGACACGUACGCCUUCAUCGCCCGCUGCCUCAGCCUCUCCUGGGUCAAAUGAAGAGGGGAGGGGGUGGUUCCCUGUAAGUCUGUUUCUAGGGGAAGUGUCUCUAUCAGUUUCUUUCUCGUUCUUUUUUGUAUUGAUCACUUGUUUUUGUUCAGCUGUUCUCCUUCCCUCCUCUCAUCAUCACUACUGUGGACUUAUUCAUUUGUUCCUGAGCAGUAAUCAAUCUCUUCCUACCUGUUUGUCAGGCCUGUAUUAACCACCCCUCUCUUCCUGGUUCUCCCUUCUCAGUGUAGGCUUGCUUUGGGCAUGGGCUCCAGUUCAGCCGGACUAUACAGUUACCCCUCUUUCCCCCACACCCCCAUGGGCCAGCCCCAGGACUUACCCCGUCUCCACCCCUCACCUCUCUUAUAAGCGAUUCACUAUAUAUAUAUCUAAAAGAAGAAAAAAACAUCUCUGAAUAAACUUUGUUGUACCAUUAAAGGUCAAAUCCACUGCAUUUAAAACAGUCAAAUAAUUUCAUGAAUUCAGAGUUUGUGUAAUUAUACCGAGGCGGAAUAUAUUCCUUCCACAACCAUAAGACCCACUAAUCAUUACAUUAUUUUGUCAAAAUAGUUGUACCUGCUUUAUUUUCUUUUAUUAUCACUGAUCUGGCUUUCAGGUUUGUCUAUAAAAAUUCCCAGAACCAUGCAUAAUGCACAUUCACUAAUAAUGUAGCAGGUAUUCUAGAAAAUGAACACCGGUCUCAAUCUCUCAAGCACAAGCCCACGGGCUAGUGAGUAGCCAGCUAAUAUUUAUAUUUCUAGUUCAGCCAACUUGGAUCUAUGUAUAAUUUCACAAGCUCUGGAUUCAGCUAACUUGGAUCUAGGUAUAAUUUCACUAGCUCUGGAUUCAGCCACCUUGGAUCUAGGUAUAAUUUCACAAGCUCUGGAUUCAGCUAACUUGGAUCUAGGUAUAAUUUCACUAGCUCUGGAUUCAGCCACCUUGGAUCUAGGUAUAAUUUCACAAGCUCUGGAU